CAGCUCUUCCCAUAAUUCUCAAGAGAUGCUGAUGGCUUCUAAACAUGAACAGUGUGGUCCACGCAAGGCUUCUUACACAGGUCUUACAGAUCAUGACACACUCAAGAUUAAUGUCUCUGGCACUAAAUAUGCAGUUGUGUCUACUGUUGCUAAGGAGCUGGGCCUGGCUACCGUACAUGCAGACACAAAUGAAUGCGACGUGUACUGGAUUGAUGGAGCAAUCUCACUUGAGAAGUUUCUAGAAAUGAAACACUACCAAAAAGUCAACCAUUUUCCUGGAAUGGGUGAAAUCUCUCGAAAAGACUCGCUAGGCCGUAACAUGCAAAGAAUGAGGAAGGAGAAUCCUAGUGAGUACAGCUUUGUCCCCCAGACCUGGGUACUGCCUGGAGACUACAAUGGAGUCAGCUCUUACAUGAGGGAGCUCAAACGAAAGAGAAGGAAUCGAACAUUUAUCAUCAAGCCUCAUAAUGGAUCAAUGGGAAAUGGUAUUUCACUGGCUCGGUCGAUUGAAGACAUACCACGAGAUCAAAAUGUAGUGGUUCAAGAGUAUAUUGACAAGCCCCUACUACUGGAUGGUUUCAAGCUGGACCUGAGAGUGUAUGUACUCAUCACCUCUUGCAACCCUCUGAGGAUAUUUGUCUACAAGGAUGGUUUAGUGCGCCUCUCCACUCAACACUAUACUGCUCCUACAGAUGAGAACAUACAAGAGCAGUUCAUUCAUUUGACCAACUACUCGAUCAACAAGCACAGUGACAGCUUUGAUGCCAGUGAGGGCUAUGAUAAAGGAUCCAAGAGAACUAUCAAGUACUUCAAUGGAUGGCUGGCUCUCAAUGGCUACAAUGUUAGCGAGAUGUGGGCUAAAAUAUAUGAUAUACUAAUCAAGACGCUGAUAGUUGCGCACCCACACCUGGUCCACUCGUACAGUGCCUGCAGACCAGGCAGAUCUGUCGAGGAGAAGUGUCAGUGUUUCGAGGUCCUUGGAUUUGAUAUCCUCUUGGAUAAAGACUUGAAGCCAUGGCUGAUCGAGGUGAACAGAUCACCAAGCUUUGGUACUGAUGCACCGCUUGACCUGGUGAUUAAAAGAGGAGUGGUUAAAGAUGCAUUAAACAUUAUUAACCUGAGUACGGCAGAUCGUAAGCGGAGUAUCGUGGCACACAAGGUAGCUAGUCGGAGACGUUUGCUAGUGACACCCAGCAAGUCUAGAUACGACUUCCUAGGGGAGCAAGAAGAGGCAGACUACGAGAUCAAGAAAAAGAAGGAAGAAGUGAAGGAGAGAUUACUGACCAUACGUCGACAGAAAGCACUGAAAGACCACGAGAAUGAGUGCAUGGGAGACUACGUGCGUGUGUACCCUACCACAGACUGGAGCAGGGCGCGGAUAUAUGAGGGCCUCCUGGAAACAGCCGCAAAAAUAUGUCUCGUUGGUAGGAGUCAGCCGGGGAGUCGGUCUAGACGACGCAGCUUCUUCUCUUCUCUACAAACACUCAAGGAGCAUGAGUUGAUGGACCUCCUCUCCCAAUACGAAUACCAGGAGCAGCACGGACCAGACUCUCCCCCACGUCUCUCAUACAUCCGUCCAGCCACCAGUCACUACCAACCACUCUCUGUGGCCGAUAGCCACUCGCCCAUGGACACAAUGUAUGCUGUGAUGGCAGCUCGUGUAGCCGAGGAGGAACAAGUUCAGCGAAUGAUGAUGUCACUCAAUGAUACCAAGCCUAGCUACCCACUCAAGACCCAGGACGAGGUGCACAGAGUGUUGGAGGAGAUCAAUGCUGACUUGUUGACCCAUCGCCCGAAUAUAGCAUCAUUCUGGAUGGUGUCUCUGGACAGUACCAAGAGGAAGCAGCUACUUGUACCUCUCAAGGACUUAAUCAAACGCCUCCUGCAAUCUCACUGGAGAACCACCAACCUGGACUCAGUGAAACUGUUUCACGUCCUCAACAGAUUGUUCAGCUACUUAUUGUCGAGAGGGGGCAAGGGACUGUGGUCUGUAUUCGUGCCUUUGCAUAAAUCCUGGGAGGCUGAUUUCAGAGACAAGUCUGAAGUUCUGUCAAUGACAGAAAUAGUGUGCUGUAGGAAGGUGGUUGAGUUAUGUCAGUCCACUCUCAUUGCCGGCUACUACUACCACCACUUGCACAGGCCCAAAAGGCAAUCAAAAUCUACUUCAUGUAAAAGAAUCCCCACCUCGUCCCGUCGUCCCUCCUCUAUCCCCAAGUGCCCCAGCCUCCCUGUUGUGAUACCCCAUCCCUCAUACUCGAUCAAGCAGCGACCGUACUCUCAAACAAGAAUCACUUCCAACAGGCCCCCUCCCACAAGAUUCAGGCAAACUGACCUGAGGUUCCCCUGAUUAUUUAUUGAAUCAAGAAGUGACUGGCUAUAAAUAAUAUCUACUUUUUUUUAUAACUUAUUUAUAACUUUAUUUAUUCUGGCCUCUCAGAGUUGGCCAUAGAGACUGUCUACUAACAUAAUGUUACAAUGUUUGAAAAUCAGUUUUGUAAUUGAUUGAUUAUGCGAACAAAAUUGAAAAGAAACAAUGUUGUGUCUCAUUGAAA
This is a messenger RNA of Halichondria panicea, 2552 nucleotides long. Its product is annotated as tubulin polyglutamylase TTLL7-like. Gene Ontology annotation, cellular component: cilium. Bases 26 to 2347 code for a protein of 773 amino acids. The record is from RefSeq and is a predicted model, not a curated record. Gene Ontology annotation, biological process: protein polyglutamylation; microtubule cytoskeleton organization. The transcript is spliced from 17 exons. NCBI's taxonomy places the organism in Eukaryota, Metazoa, Porifera, Demospongiae, Suberitida, Halichondriidae. Gene Ontology annotation, molecular function: tubulin binding; tubulin-glutamic acid ligase activity.